This is a messenger RNA of Chanos chanos (milkfish), 1770 nucleotides long. RefSeq names its product cytidine monophospho-N-acetylneuraminic acid hydroxylase (gene cmah). Gene Ontology annotation, cellular component: cytoplasm. NCBI's taxonomy places the organism in Eukaryota, Metazoa, Chordata, Actinopteri, Gonorynchiformes, Chanidae. The transcript has 14 exons. The record is from RefSeq and is a predicted model, not a curated record. Gene Ontology annotation, molecular function: CMP-N-acetylneuraminate monooxygenase activity; 2 iron, 2 sulfur cluster binding. The coding region runs from base 1 to 1770 and encodes 589 amino acids. Gene Ontology annotation, biological process: CMP-N-acetylneuraminate metabolic process.
AUGUCAGGUCAAACCUCUAAGACUGUCUUGACAUUGGAUGCCGAAGCUGUCCUUUCCCUGAAAGAUGGAAUUAAUUUCAAGAAAAAUCCUCAAGAUGGCAAAUGUUACAUAAUUUAUAAGGACAAAAAUGGCCUGAAGGCUUGUAAGAACCAGUGCAAACAUCAGGGAGGUCUCUUCAUUAAAGAUAUUGAGGACAUGGAUGGCAGAACAGUUCGUUGUACAAAACAUAACUGGAAACUGAAUGUGUCAACACUGCAGUAUGUCAACCCACCAGACAGCUUUAUGCAGGAUGAACUAGAAAUUGUGUGGUUAGAUGCAGCAAAUGGGGGCUUGGAGCUUGUGGAAUUAAAUCCUCCAGACCCCUGGGUUAUAGAUCCCAGAGAUGCAGAGGAGCUGGAGGUUGGAGAAGUGACUUUAACCUAUCUGACUCAUGCUUGCAUGGAGCUGAAGGCUGGAGACAAAAGCAUGAUGUUUGACCCUUGGCUGACAGGCCCUGCAUUUGCCCGGGGCUGGUGGCUACUCCAUGAGCCUCCUGCCGAUGCAAUGGAGAGACUCUGCCAAGCUGACCUCAUCUACAUCAGCCACAUGCACUCAGACCACCUAAGUUAUCCUACUUUAAGGCUCAUGUCCAAAAGGCGUCCUGACAUACCAAUAUAUGUGGGAGACACUUCAAGGCCUGUGUUCUGGUUCUUGGAGAAAAGUGGGGCAAAUCUGACCAAUGUAAACGUGGUUCCAUUUGGUGUCUGGCAGAAUGUGGAUGAACAUUUGAGGUUUAUGAUUCUGAUGGAUGGUGUACACCCUGAAAUGGACACCUGUUUAAUAGUAGAAUAUAAAGGUCACAUGAUUCUAAACACAGUCGACUGCACUCGGCCAAACGGGGGACGACUGCCACAUGGUGUUGACUUGAUGAUGAGCGACUUUGCUGGUGGUGCCUCAGGAUUCCCAAUGACCUUUUAUGGGGGAAAAUACACAGAGAACUGGAAAGCUGAGUUCAUCAAGAAUGAGAGGAAGAAGCUCUUGAACUAUAAGGCCCAGCUGGUGAAGUCCCUCCAGCCAAAGAUUUACUGCCCUUUUGCUGGGUACUUUGUAGAAGCACAUCCAUCAGACAGGUAUAUAAAGGAGACAAAUACCAAGAACAGUCCUGAGGAUCUCAACAACCUGAUCAAGAAGAACUGUCCAGACAUCACAACAUGGACACCAAAGCCUGGAUCUGUACUUGAUUUAGCUCUCACACUGAAAGACCCAUCCAACAGGAACGCCAUCAGUGAACCUCCGGCCAAUGGAAAAAUCUACAAGGACAAUUGGGAUUUUGGUUUAUAUUUGGAUGAACUGAACUCUGCCAUCAAUGCUGAAAUAUUUAAACAUAAACACUGGAUCCAGUUCUAUUACAGCUGGGCAGGAUUCAAAAACUACAAUCUUGUUGUUCGGAUAACUGAAACAGAUGAUGAUUUCAAACCAGUGUCAGGAGGUUAUGACUACUUGGUGGAUUUUCUGGAUCUUUCCUUCCCUUCUGAGAGACCCAAAAGGGAACAUUCCUAUGUGGAGAUUAAAAACAGAAUUGGGGUCAUGAGGUACGUAGUGCUGAAGGGACUGCUUUGGGACGACCUGUACAUCGGCUUCCAGAACCAGAUCAGCAGAGACCCUGACAUUUACCAUCACAAGUUUUGGAACCACUUCCAAACAGAGCUGCCCAUCUCUGCACCAGAUUGGGACUCUUUUCUCCAAGAAUUGCCACCAGCAGAGCCUGGGUCCACUUGUGUGCUUUCCUAA